This is a messenger RNA of Achroia grisella, 3252 nucleotides long. RefSeq names its product ceramide phosphoethanolamine synthase (gene Cpes). The record is from RefSeq and is a predicted model, not a curated record. Gene Ontology annotation, biological process: phospholipid biosynthetic process. The transcript has a single exon. Gene Ontology annotation, molecular function: phosphotransferase activity, for other substituted phosphate groups. The coding region runs from base 366 to 1526 and encodes 386 amino acids. Lineage: Eukaryota; Metazoa; Arthropoda; Insecta; Lepidoptera; Pyralidae. Gene Ontology annotation, cellular component: membrane.
UUUCCCAUGCGCACGCAUGUUAGUCAACUGCGACAUAAUUCUAUUGACACAAUAAUAAACGAGGUAUUACAACGCGAAACAUCCGAACUGUAGUGAAAUGUUAUGGUUUAACACGAUAUUCCCAUACUGUUCAAUAAAAUCCCACAACGAUAUAACUCCGGAACGUAAAGCUUGCACAGUGAGUGGCGAGAUGUAGUGAUGUAUAUAAAAAACAAAAUGUGCGGUGAUUUAACGAAAUGCUGAGCUUUUAUUCGGGUGGUAUUAUAAAUAGUUGUGUUAACCCACGCCUAGACGUUGGUAGACGAAAGAUCUUAAACAUCUGGUCGGAUAUGAUGCAAUUGCUACAGCAGCGGAUUUGAAACCUUAUGUUGUACAUUCAUUGGAUUAUAGCUAUUUAUAAAAACAAGAUGAUGUGGCCAUCUUCGCAAGCUAGCAAGAUUCUCGUGUUCUUGCUUCUAGUCAUUGUCGUGUACUGCAUUUAUAUGGACACAUUCCUGUUUCUGAGGAUCCGGAAUUUCAAGAUUGAUAUGUUCGACCCUCCCGAGAACGGUACCCAACAGGAGUCGUCGACGAAAUCUAUGAAAGAUCAGCCGAGGUACGAGGAAGUUACUUGGGUACCAUGUACAAUAAAUCCCCUGUGCCAUCCCACAGUCAAAGGCCUUAUGGUAGACCACAUAAAUCAUUACAUUUACGGACCAUUAUGUGAUAUAUUGGAUUUAGCUCUGAGUAUAUCUGAAAAGAUGUUAUUUAUUACUCCAAAUAUGAUAUCCUAUUUCCAUGUUUUUAUAGCAUGCAUUGGUGCUAAUUUGUUGACUUGUCAAAACUUAGCUGCUAGAAGGCUAGGUGUUGUUCUGUUCCAGUUGAGAAUGUUUUUGGAUGAUUUGGACGGACAUGUCGCUAGAUCGAGGAAGAAUAUCAAAGGUGAGAGAUCUGAAGUGGGCACAAUGGGCUACUGGGUGGAUGGCAUUUGUGACUUCAUUGGUGUUAUAGCUAUGAUGCUGGGUAUAUUAAUUUACUUGAAGAAUAAUCCACCCAGGAGAGGUUACAAGGGCACGCCAGUUAGCACGCUUCCCUAUCAUCAAUUGAAAGAGAUAAACUCUAGCGAGGACAUCGAAAAGGAGCAUACCACGGAAAUUGGUAUAUCAUAUAAGACUAAAGUGACUUUCCAAAGGAUUAUUCAAGUGCUAGGGCUGUUUUCUGGACAAAUGUUGCUGUCUUCAUUAACAUGGAACCGAUAUAUAGAUAUUUAUCAAGAUCUGCUCGAGAAUUGCACAGAGUACGACAUACUUAGAAGAGAGUCUGCUUUCAAAUCGGGCAUUUUCUUUUUUGCGACCGGUUUGUGGCGGAUUGUAAAUCCACAUAGCUACCUGCAUUUGUUGUCUUUAGCGGUAUUUUGUGACAAAACUUGGGUCUUUUUGAGGGCUGUACAUUAUAGUGGUUAUUUGUGCUUAGUGGUUGCCGUUGGCACGUCGGAAUAUCUUGUUGAUAAUAUAAGAACGUUUGUUAUAAACGGUGCUGAAGGCUGAUAGGUUAAUGAGGAAGUUUUGGUUAUCAAUCGUAAAGUCUUGCCAUCAAAGUUUAUUAUUAGUUGUGGCACAUUGUUGAAUCGUAUUUUGGAAAUUGUAUUGCAUUAUAAAUGUUGCGUAAGUCAGUUAUUGUUUACAUGUAAUGGGUAUGUUUGUAGGUCUGGUGCAGGUGCUUACAAUCUUUUGUACAUUGUAUGCAAAGAUAACAACUGAAGUUCGAUUACAUACAAAUGCCUCCUAAAACAACAAUUCAUUUUGUUAUCAAAUGUUUAAUAUAGACAUAUGUUCAUUGAUAACUAAAUGGCUGUAAAUAAAUACGUAUGAUAUUAUACUCUUUAUUUUACAUACACACACAUGUAUGGAACAAUUAUCUUUAAUAAAACACUGACUAAUAUAGACAGGAUGGAAUGUAUGUACGCGGGCGUAAACAAUGUCGAUGAAAAUCAAGUUAUUUUGCUGAUUCUAUAUGGCAAUUAUAUCGCCUAAUACAAUAAAUACAGUACAUAAACUUAUUUUCUUUUUAGAAACAAUUGAAGAGAUUUCCUUUCAAUUCACAUUUUAAGCCAAUUUUUAAUAAAAUGAAAUAAUUAAUUAAUACCUUCUUAUACGAAAUUUGUAAACCUAAAGAUAAUGGCUUAAAAACGCGGGAAAUAUCUAUUGUUAUAUUUUUUUCAAUUGAUGUAGGCAAAGGAAUGGUACUGUGCUGACAUACUUUCAAGUGCAAAUUAUAAACAAUUUGAUCGACUUCUGUGUUUACGAAACGGAAAUGCCCCGACUUUGUUCUCUUAUUACUAAUAACAAAAUUUCUUUCUCAUACAUGUGUGUGUGAUUAAAUGUUGUUACAAUUUAGAAUAUCGCAUUACAUGUGAAAUACCUCUUCAUAUAUAUCUUCCGUCAUAACUUCACAAUGACUUAUACAAAUUACAGGAUCAUAAUUUCCGUACCUAUUUGUAUCUAGAUUAGAUAGAGAUGUUAUCUAUAAAGGUCUACGUGGAUGGUCCUCGAAGAACUGUUUAGAUCGUUUAUAUUAUAGUUGUAUCCACUAUAAAGUGGGUUUAGGAUACGCAAAUCUGUCCUUUGUUCUUCCGCUUUGCGUUAAUUUAUUGCCAAUGGGUCUUCCAAAUAUUGUACCCAUAAUUUGUUAAUGUCAAAAUGGUAGGGAAAGAAUCUAUAAUACAAAAAAUUUUACGUUCACAAGCGGCUAAAAUAUCCUAAAUAAAAAAAUGAUUUUUGAUUAUGAUUUUGAAAGAAAAUCCACAAGUUAUUCUACUCCUAAUACUAGUGAGAGUAUGUCCAUUCCGUCACUAUAUUCAUAGGAGAUAAUACAAAUAAUAAAGACUUAAAAAAAAUUGUAAUUGCGGUUUACACCGAACGAACGAAUGCAUAUUCUCCGUCUUCCCUUGCUCUAGUCUAUACGUGUUGAAUUCAUGUAAUGAUACCAUUCUGAAUGCAUAAAUAAAAUUACCUCAUUUAUAAAGAAGUUAAAUCAAGCGAGCGAAUGCGAAUUCUUCCUUAUUCUUCCAAAUGUAGGUUAAAGUAAAUAAAUAGCAUUCUUGAAGAUUCAUUAGUUGUUCCAUUAAAUCUGAAGAAUCUUAUAUGUUCUUUUGUUUCAUCAUCAUCAUUAUCAUCGCAGGCCUGAAGACGUCCACUGCUGGACAUAGACAUAGGUUCUUUAGUCCAAUUUAAUUAUUACAAGCAUGGAAUAUUUGAUAAAGACGUGCUUUAU